AUGAAUAACGAUAUAAAGAAUGAACUAAUAAAUAACUUACCUUUUAAAUUUAGUGACAUAAGUCUAAAUUCUUUUGAAAAGAAAAAAGAAAAAGAUAAAGAUUAUAUACCCGAUGAAGAUGGUGGGCACACAUGGGGAGAUUUUUCAAGGGAUAAGAUAGGCAACGUGAAAAAAAAAGAAAAACAAAAAAAAAAAAAAGAUAAUGAGGAUUAUAGUGAUGAUAAUAAUGACAACAAUAAUAAUUAUAGUAGUGACCAUAAUAAUAAUAAUAAUAAUAGUAGUAGUGACCAUAAUAAUAAUAAAAGAUUAGUUCUCUUAAAAGAAAAAUUAAAAUACAACCAUUAUUAUUAUGCUGGAAAACUAGCCGAAAAGGAAUGGGAAGAGAACUACGAUAAUUUAAAAAAAAAAAGUCAAUUGUUCAAAGAUGUGCUAGAAAAAGACAAGGGAAAAAAUUUCUCCACCUUUAAUAUUACAAAGAAUGAAAAAAUAUGUAAUAUAAAAGAAAAAGCUCAAAAAAAAAAACAAAACAAAAAUCAGAAAAAUUUAAAAAAAAAAAAUUUUAAAAAGGAACAUAACGAUAUUUCAUUUAAUGAUACUUAUACUAAAUAUUCUUCUUCUCUUAACGAUUUUAAUGAUAUUUCAGAUUCUUUAAAUUUAAAAAAUGAUAUAAUAAAUAAUGAAGAAGAAUAUAAUUUAACAAAUUCCCUAUUUCAGUCAUUUCCGAUGGAACAAAAUUUACCCCUCUUCAAAUAUAAAAAGGAAAAUAAACAAGAUUAUGAUAAUAAUGUAAAGUGCAGAGAAUAUGAUGAAAAAAAAGUACCCAAAGGAAUAAUACAUGAAAUAAUAGAAGGAGAAGAAGAAGAAGAAGGAGAAAACAAAAAAAAAAAAAAAAAAAAGAAAAAAAAAAACACCCUUGAUAUUGUACAUAAUGUUAUUAAUAAAAAGAUAAGUUAUGAUGAUAAUGUAAAUAUUCCUUAUUUUGAAGAUGAUGAUAACAAAACAAAUAUCUUAGGUGAAAACAUGUCAAACAUUUUUGAAGAAGAUAAAGAACUUGAUUUAUUUUCUUCAUUUAAAGAUAUAUUUAAUAAUCAUAAGAAAAAAAUAAAACUUAUUGAUUACAACAAAAUAUUGAAUAAAAGUCUUUAUGACAACGUGGAAAAUGUGGAUUCAUUAAUUGCACAAGAGAAAAGGAAAAAAGGAAAAAAAGAAGAAAGAAAACCCCAAAAGAAAAAAAAAAAAAAAAGGAACAAUGAUCAAAAUAGUGCACAUAAUGAAGAAAAUAUGAAACAAAUAAAAAAUAAUGAUAAUUUUAAUAACAUGCAAAGUUUGAAUGAAUAUAAUGAAAAGGUCAGGGGAAAUUUCUUUGAGAAAAAAAAAACUGAAAAUGACGUUAAGGAAAUUAUUAAAAAUAUUAAAAUGCGCUUAGGCUUUUAUUCAAAUGAAGAAAGCGAUAGUCACGAUAUUAAAUGUCUUGAAAAUGAUGAUGAUAAUGAUGAUGAUGAUAAUAAUGAUGAUAAUGAUGAUAAUAAUGAUGAUAAUGAUGAUAAUAAUGAUGAUGAUGAUAAUAAUAAUGAUGGUGAUGACGAUAAUAAUAAUAAUAAUGAUGAUGAUAAUAAUAAGAAUGAUAUUUAUAAUAAUCUUAUUAUUAAUGAGGAAGAAGAAAAACAAAAUCUUGAAAAUUUAAAAGACAAUAUUAAUAUACCAUAUACAAGUAAAGAGUUAUAUACAUAUAAAGAAUAUUCCAAAAAAUUGGACUGUAAUGAUUUGAAUAAAUUAAGUGAUGAAAAAGAGACAACUAAAAAUAUAUCAAAUGAUCUUGAAUUAAUAAAAAAAGAAAAAAAAAAAAAAAAUGAUGACACUUUUUUUUUUAUAUCACACAAUGAAAAAGAUAAAAAUUAUUUGUUUCCAUAUGAUCAUAAGGGUGAUGAUAAUUAUAAUGAUGAAGAUAAAAAUAACUUGUUGCCAUGUGAUCAUAUAUGUGAUGAUAAUUAUAAUGAUGAAGAUAAAAAUAACUUGUUGCCAUGUGAUCAUAUAUGUGAUGAUAAUUAUAAUGAUGAAGAUCUAUUUUCUCUAUCCAUGUCAUCAAUAACAUUUGAUAAAAGAAAAGGUAUAAAAAAUAUGGAAUGUAAGAAAAGUAUCGAAUGUGUGGACGACAAAAAUAAAUUAAGUAUUAAUUAUGAUGAAAAUAAUAAUAAAAACAUCUUAUCAUAUAACAUAAAUGUACAAGAUGAGAAUGAUAAACUAUAUAAAAAUGAGCAAAAAAUAAAACAAGAUAUUUAUAAUGAUAACGAAAAUGAUAAACUAUAUAAAAAUGAGCAAAAAAUAAAACAAGAUAUUUAUAAUGAUAACGAAAAUGAUAAACUAUAUAAAAAUGAUCAAAAAAUAAAACAAGAUAUUUAUAAUGAUAACGAAAAUGAUAAACUAUAUAAAAAUGAUCAAAAAAUAAAACAAGAUAUUUAUAAUGAUAACGAAAAUGAUAUGUUAAUAAAUUCAAUGUCACCAGAGAAUACAAAAUAUAUAAAAAAUAUAAAAGAAAAUGAUAAGCUCUUAAAGAACGUAAUGAAAAAAGAAGAAAUAGACAAAAAAGAAAAAUCAAAUAUAUGUAUUUGUAAAUAUAUUGAUAAGUAUGAUAUGAAGAAUUUAAUUGAUGAAAUUAAAAAAAAAAAAAAAAAAAAUGACGUCGAAAAUUCUAAUAAUUCAUAUUCAGAAGAUGAUGUCUGUUUUUAUGAAUUGUAUAAAUUUAUAUGUAGUAAUAACAUAGAAGGUAAUAACGAAAAUAUUUUUGAUGAUACAAAUAUAAAUGUAGAAAAUGUUUCUAGUAAUAUUGAUAAUUAUAUGCAAUCUAUUUUUAAUAAUCAAAUUAAAUAUUUGGAUAAUCUAAUAUCUCAAAUUUUUUCUUAG
This is a messenger RNA of Plasmodium falciparum 3D7, 2901 nucleotides long. RefSeq lists its product as uncharacterized. The record is from RefSeq and is a predicted model, not a curated record. NCBI's taxonomy places the organism in Eukaryota, Apicomplexa, Aconoidasida, Haemosporida, Plasmodiidae.